CUGGCGAUAAAAUGGCUGGUAUCCUAGAUGAAUUAAAUCAGGGAGGGUUUUCGUUUGAAAACUGUAGAAGGAAUGCAGUUUUGGCAAAGCAGGGCUUCAAGCACCCAAAGGCCACUAAAACAGGCACAACUAUUGCUGGAGUUGUCUUUAAAGAUGGUGUGGUCCUAGGAGCUGACACAAGAGCCACAAGUGACACCAUUGUGGCUGAUAAAAAUUGUUCAAAGAUUCAUCGCAUUGCUGACAAUAUCUAUUGUUGUGGUGCUGGUACGGCAGCUGACACAGACAGAACUACAAAAAUGAUUGAGAGCAACAUGGAGCUGAUUAGGCUGAAUACUGGUCGGACGCCUCGAGUCGUUGCUGCCAACAGGAUGAUUAGGCAGUUUCUUUUUAGAUAUAGUGGCCACAUAAGUGCGGCCCUUGUACUUGGGGGCGUGGACGUGACAGGGCCCCACCUAUUAUCAAUUCACCCCCAUGGCAGUUCCACGUCACUACCUUACGUCACUAUGGGUUCUGGAUCUUUGGCUGCAAUGGCAGUCUUUGAGAGCAGAUACAAAAUAAACAUGGAGCGUCAGGAGGCGAUGCAGUUAGUGCACGAUGCCAUAGCAGCGGGUAUCUUCAAUGACCUUGGCUCUGGUUCAAAUGUUGACCUUUGCGUAAUUACCAAAGAGAAGACAGAGUACCUGAGACCAUUUAAUGUGGCCACUAAGAAGGGAGUGAGGCAAGGUGACUACACAUACAAGAAAGGUACAACAGUUGUUCUCUCUGAGACUGUUGAAUACAUCGAGGAGGAUACAAUGGGAACUGAAGUUGAUACGCCGUGCAGAGUUCAAGAGCAGACGCAGAUGAUGGUCACAUCAUAAUUUGUAGAAGCUCUAAUUCGGAAACGUCCUAAUUUAAUAGUGGUUUCGUUUGUCUAUUCCUGAGAUGGCUGAUUUGUCAAGAUUGUGAUAACUGUGACUAACUAUAUUUAGUGCUAGCUUAGUGGUGAAGAGUUUCGUAAAAUGACUUUAUUCUAUUUUUUAAUGAUUUGUUUCUCAAAGAUUACGUAUUGGAGUGAUCUAGCGUUUGGAAGGUGCGUUAGAACGGGCAUAAGUUAUUUCGAACGUGAGAAUUAUUUGUAAACGGCAACAUUGUUUUGGCUUAACGGUCGUUUUUCAAAACGGCAACACUAGUAUUUAUUGCAUUAUGAUAAUACAAAUUAUAAAGUAAACAGGGCCGAAAGUUCAAUAAAAUCGUCCGUU
Helobdella robusta is the source of this 1241-nucleotide messenger RNA. RefSeq lists its product as hypothetical. The transcript has 8 exons. Lineage: Eukaryota; Metazoa; Annelida; Clitellata; Rhynchobdellida; Glossiphoniidae. Gene Ontology annotation, cellular component: proteasome core complex. The record is from RefSeq and is a predicted model, not a curated record. Gene Ontology annotation, molecular function: threonine-type endopeptidase activity. Bases 12 to 860 code for a protein of 282 amino acids.